AUGGCUCGAACCUCAGCACUUCUGCUAUCGCUCCUUGCGAGUCAAGCCUGCGCCCAUACUUUCAUCUGGGGCGUUUUCGUCAAUGGCGUGGACCAAGGCACCUUCAAGGGGAUCCGCAUCCCAGCUUACAACGGUGCAUCAGGCAAAGGCGGCUACAACAAUUCGCCAGUCAAGGAUCUAGGCUCAAUAGACUUGCGCUGCAAUGUCAUGGGUGACGUGCAGGCUCACGACACGAUCAAGGUAGCACCUGGCGACAACUUGACCUUCGACUGGCACCACGAUAUCCGGAAUGAUACGGAUGAUGUGAUUGCGUCGAGCCACCACGGGCCAUCUCUUGUCUACAUCUCCCCCGACCCACCGACACAGAACUCCUUCGUCAAGAUCUGGCACUUAGGAAAAUACGAAAGCAACCCCUUCCCCCAGGCAGGGAAGUGGUCUGCAACCUCGGACAUCGCAAAGAACUUCGGGCACAUGAACGUCCGUAUUCCCCAAGGUCUUAAGGCCGGACACUACUUAAUCCGGGCUGAAAUCAUCGCCCUGCACGAAGGCGAUGUCUCUUUCAAAGCAAACCCGAGGCGAGGUGCGCAGUUCUACCCUGAUUGCGUGCAGAUUGAAGUGACCGGUAAUGGCACCGUCGAGUUACCGGAGGGUGUCUCCUUCCCUGGAGCGUACAGCUAUGAGGAUCCGGGUGUUGUACACAACGUAUAUUGCUCCACCGAGACGAAGAAGCCCAAAACCAGCACAACUCCGUGUGUAACCGACUAUAUUAUCCCAGGUCCCACCGUUUGGUCCGGCGCCUGGCCCGAAACCACGUCAGUAUCGGUGGGUCCCGUCAAGGGUGUGACGACGGCGACGCCGUGGUCGACCUGGAUUGGAACCGACUCGGUUGUUACGAGUGCCACGUACGCGGAUGUGAAAAGUCAGACGAUCGUGGGGACACAGAAGUAUACCGCGAUUUGGAGUGAAACAUACGUUACGCCGACGCCGGGCUCGCCGAGAUGGUAAGUGUGAAAUAAGAAGCGAUGGGGGUCUUGAAAUAGAGGAAGAGGUAUGACCGAAUACUCAAAUGUAUUUGUGCACUCUCGACAUGUAUAAAUUCGUUGCAAGUGCC
Messenger RNA from Cucurbitaria berberidis CBS 394.84, 1111 nucleotides. Its product is annotated as lytic polysaccharide monooxygenase. The transcript is spliced from 6 exons. Lineage: Eukaryota; Fungi; Ascomycota; Dothideomycetes; Pleosporales; Cucurbitariaceae. The record is from RefSeq and is a predicted model, not a curated record. Bases 1 to 1005 code for a protein of 334 amino acids.